Messenger RNA from Carassius carassius (crucian carp), 1980 nucleotides. RefSeq names its product NEDD4-binding protein 2-like 2. Gene Ontology annotation, cellular component: nucleus. NCBI's taxonomy places the organism in Eukaryota, Metazoa, Chordata, Actinopteri, Cypriniformes, Cyprinidae. Gene Ontology annotation, molecular function: transcription corepressor activity. The coding region runs from base 125 to 1558 and encodes 477 amino acids. The record is from RefSeq and is a predicted model, not a curated record. Gene Ontology annotation, biological process: negative regulation of transcription by RNA polymerase II. The transcript has 6 exons.
UCUGGUGUUAUGUUUGCUAGGCCACUGGUUUCUCGCUAACGUUAGAUUACCAUAUUAGCAGAUAUCUCAAUGAUGAACGUUUGAUUAACCAGAACAUAGUGUUCACAGGUUUUUUACUCGUCAGAUGCCAAAUGUUAAUACCAGUGAGUCUACUUCUCCACCUGAUGGUGGUAAUGUAGAGGAACGAAAUGAGACCACACCACAAACAAAAACUCUUUCAGAUGGUGUCAAAGUAACACCAGUGGCUAAAUCAUCCAAUAACCAGACCAACAAUAGAACUGACUUAGCUAUUUUACCUGAUAGAAGUCAUUUCAAUACUCAAAAGGAUGUGAAUCCAGAUGGUGGACAACUGGAUCCUUCAUCACAAAUACAGACAGACACUAAUGUGACAGAAGUUACCAACACUGACAACACAAGCCAAACACAGAAUGGACGUGUCAUUGGAGAGUUGGGUAUCACUAGUACUUCAUUUAUUGGGCCUGUGUGUCGUCCUGAGCCAGUCUUUGAGCAGGAGCUUUGCGAAUUUUACAAAGAGCUUGAGGAAGUCGAUAAGGUUGACGUCAGUGCAGACACCACACUGGUUGACCAGCAUGAUCUCCAUCCCUCCAACAAGCCCAAAAGCGGCCAACCUAACAAAACAGUCAUUCCUGUUGUCGUAACUGAUCAUGGCAGAGCCUAUAGACCUUACCCAGAUCCACAUGAGCGCAACCAACAAAAUCAGAAGAGAUGGAGACCUCACGAACAAUGUGAAUCGGAUGACUUUGGUAGAGGAGGAUAUCCACAGCCAUGGUAUCCUCCUCCACCAUGGGUUCCUCUGGACCCAAGGGUGCAGUUCUUCCCUCCCCCAACCUCGGGAGGGGCUAUCAUGUAUCCUCCAGACAUGAGACCUCAGGAGAGCAUCUUCCACACUCUCCAUGCCAACAACAACAUCUGGGGCCCAUGGGAAGGACCACCAUUACCUUUAAACAGAUGGCAUGAACAAAACCGUGGUUUCCAGUCUCACGAGCAUCCUGGAUUCUCCGAGGAAUAUGAAACGGGACAGCAUGAUCAUGAAAAGGACCAAUAUCAGUAUUAUAAUAAUAUUGCUUUAGUGCUCAUACUGUUGAGAGGAGUCCCAGGAUCUGGAAAAUCCACUUUGGCCAGAGAGCUCCUGUCCACUGGUCCCAGUGGAGUAAUACUGAGCACAGAUGACUACUUUUUCCAAGACAACAGAUAUGUGUAUGACUCUGCUCUGCUUGGGGAUGCACAUGACUGGAAUCAGAAGAGAGCUGAACAGGUGAUGUUGGAGGGCCGAUCACCUGUUAUCAUCGACAACACUAAUGUUAAAGCCUGGGAAAUGAAGCCUUAUGUUCAAAUGGCUUUAGACAAUGGAUACAGAGUGGACUUUGUUGAGCCAGAUACCCGCUGGAAAUAUGAUCCUGCCCAGUUAGAAAAGAGGAACAAGCACGGAGUCCCUCGAGAAACAAUAGCAAAGAUGCUGGAUGGUUUCGAGCGGCCAGUGAAUGUUGACAUUGUGAUGAAUUCUGUAGUCCCUCGCCAUAAAAAGAAAGGCAAUUAACAGAACCUGCGAUAUUUAGCUGUUCUUAAAUUAGAAAUAUUGCCAUGUUAUUAUUUGUAAUGAUAGUAGGUAUAUAUAUAUGGUUUAUUUUAAGUUAUUUUCAUACAUACUGAUGCAGCUAAAGGUGUUUUUAAUGACUGUUUGGUGAUUUUAAUGUUUUAAUGACCAUUGGUCAAAACAUUUAAAAAAAGAAAGAGAAUGUCUGUUUAAAUAGUAUCACUUUCUUUUGUAUUUUUUGUCAUUUUGCUUAGUGCACAUAUGAAAGUGUUAUUUGCUGGUUUUGUCCAUUGUAAAUGACCACAUUGAUUACGGUGAAACAUUGGCAGGAUAAGACCAUUGGAGUCUGUCUGAUAAAUCCUUUGAAAUUAAGACAGUCUGACACAUAAAAUUAAUGCUGAGCUUCCAGAUGGAAGACCAAAUGU